AUGAGGAUAGCGGGGGAAAUAAAGAAAAAGAUUCGAAAUGGAAUUUACCCUUCAAAUCAAAUUUUCAAAAGGAAAACUAUUCAUUUCCCCCAUUCUAAAUACUCCCAUAUUCUCACACCACAAGAUCCAUAUUUUCUCUAUUCCAAGGGAGAUACAAAUAAUGAGGUUAGACGAAGGCUGAUUCUUGGAAUAAAGAUAAUGGGAAGGAGGCUAAGCCUAAGCCCAAUACUUCGAAGGGAGUUGGAGAAUCUCGACAAGGAUGCUGACAGUAGAAGGUCAGCUAUGAAAACGUUGAAAUCAUUUGUGAAAGACUUGGAUUCCAAAGCAAUACCUCUGUUUCUUGCUCAGGUUUCUGAAACCAAAGAAAAUGGGGCAUCUUCGGGCGAGUAUACAAUUUCACUUUAUGAAGUUCUUGCUCGUGUCCAUGGGCUCAAUAUAGUCCCUCAAAUAGAUAAUAUCAUGACUACCAUUAUCAAGACCCUGUCCUCGAGUGCAGGAUCUUUUGCUCUUCACCAGGCUUGCUCAAAGGUUGUUCCAGCUAUUGCAAGGUAUGCAAUGGACCCAACAACAGCAAAUGACAAGAAGAGAUAUAUUAUCCACUCCCUCUGUAAACCCCUAUCUAAUUCUCUUUUGGGUAGCCAAGAGAAUCUAUCUGCUGGAGCUGCUCUCUGCUUACAGGCACUUGUGGAAUCUGAUAAUUGGCGAUUUGCUUCAAAUGAGAUGGUGAAUGAGGUCUGUCAGAGAGUUACUGGGGCUUUGGAGAAACAUACACAGACCAAUUCACAUAUGGCCUUAGUUAUGGCUUUGGCUAAACACAAUAGCUUGACUGUUGAAGCUUAUUCAAGACUGUUGAUCAUGUCUGGAUUGCAAAUCCUUAAUUCUGGUUUUAUGGAGGCAAAUACUCAAAAACAGUUCUCAGCCAUUCAUAUGGUGAGUUAUCUGAUGAGAUGUUUGGACGCCAAGAGUAUAUUCUCUGAAUUGGAUUUGAUAAUUAAGGAGAUGGAGAAGUGCCAGUCUGAUCGAAUGCCCUUUAUAACUAGGGCUGCUUUUGAAGCACUGCAAACUGCAAAGAGAAUAUGUGUUGAGAAAGGUUCAAAACUUGAGAGGGAUGUGGGUUCAAUCACUGGCUCAAACUUUGGAAGGAGAGAGAACAUCAGGAGGAAUGUGGGUGGUUCUGGAGAACAAUCGCCUCUCACUGGAUCACCUGAGUCACAGACUGUUGAUUCUGCUUUUGGAUAUGAUUAUUUUAUGCAAUCACCCAUUUCAAUGAAUCAGGUCCCUCAACUCGGGUCCUAUGAUCGUAGGAGUGUGAACCGUAAACUUUGGCAAAGGCAUGAGAAUGGCGGCUUAGAUGUAUCUCUGAAAGAUGGAAUGUUUUCAGAAAUGACUCCAGGAAGUCACAUCAUAAUCUCUGGGCACGGUGAAUUUUCUGAUGAGUGUGGAGAUUUUUCUCAAAAUUUUGCAGGUUUCAUGCAAGGAAGUGUGGAAAAUGGAAUUGUCAGAAGCUCUAAUCCCAGUCCUCAUAAGACACGGUCUCACACUAAUAUCGAGGGUGUAAAGAUCUUCACUACUCCAAGAAAGCUCAUUCGUUCACUUCAGGAUCCAAAUGGUAUGAUCUCAGACUUCUCUGAGAGACAAACUAGAAGGUUCGAAAGUCCAUUCUCAAGUAAAUUUGAUAACUGUAACAUCGAAAGAGGUGAAAACUUCUCUUCCGGAGGGGAACAGAUUCAUGGUAAAUCAGAAUCAGUAUCCUCAUCAGGAGACGUGCUUCCUGAUACGGAUUCACCAGUGUCCCCAGAGGUAGUUUGUGGAAAUCAAACUGAAUCUCAGGGUGCCAAUAUUCAAAAAGGUCACAGAAAACUCGGUUGCGAAAUAGUGGGAUGUCUUCUUUUAGUCCUAUUUGUAAUAUUUUUAUUUUUGCUGGGGUUUGAUAAUCAGAACGAUAGCUAUGUUCUUGUUCCCACCUAA
Molecule: messenger RNA, 1968 nt
Organism: Fraxinus pennsylvanica
Lineage: Eukaryota; Viridiplantae; Streptophyta; Magnoliopsida; Lamiales; Oleaceae
Source: the annotation of a GenBank genome assembly